Molecule: messenger RNA, 2874 nt
Organism: Penicillium brasilianum
Lineage: Eukaryota; Fungi; Ascomycota; Eurotiomycetes; Eurotiales; Aspergillaceae
Source: the annotation of a GenBank genome assembly
AUGAACCGAUGGCGCCAACCCGGCGGUCCGGACCUUGGCCAAUGCGUGGAGAAUGUGAUGUGUCAAGCUGAAAAUCAGAUUUGUGCUGAUCGAGAGGUCUCAGUGGAAGAAAUUGACCAAGCACUGGAUAUGAUUGCAUCUAGAUGCCGCUUCUCGGGUCCCAGAGUGCGCCGUCAGCAAACCGCCGUCGACGUGGAAAGUGCCCUUGCACCUCUGUACCGCAGGCUGAGCAGUCGUGAUGCCAAAUGGUUUACCCGAAUGAUUCUCAAGAGCUACUCUCCCGUGACAAUUCCGGAAAAAUACACAUUAAGCCGAUUCCACUUCUUACUCCCACACUUGCUUCAAUUCCAGAAUACUUUUGAGAGCGCCUUGGAGAUGCUCUCUUCUGAACCUAUGGAUAAAUUCCCUCCUCGGCCUGAUCCCAAAUUGAGCGCCAACCUAUGUUCAAUCGCCCUUGCCUAUUUGCGACCACGAACGGGGAUCAAGAUUGGCCGGCCGGAGUACUUGAAGGCUAGAAGCAUCAAGCAUUGUCACCAGAUGGCCAAAGGCCGUCGUAUGAGCAUAGAGCGGAAAUACGAUGGGGAGUAUUGUCAGAUGCAUGUGGACCUCACGGACAAACAAACCCCAAUCCGGAUUUUCUCCAAGAGUGGCAAAGAAUCUACAGCGGGCAGAUCUGCCGUCAUUCCAGUCUUGAAAGAAAGUCUCCGAAUUGGAACAGAAGGAUGUAGGUUUACGAAGCAUUGUAUUUUGGAAGGAGAGCUGCUUGUGUGGAGUGAUAAGCUUGGCGGAAUAGCAGAUUUCCACAAGCUUCGAAAAUUUCUUCCUCGUGCAGGUACUUUCAUUGGGGUUGAACAUGAUUCGCCGCCGCAGCCAUAUGAGCACUUAAUGAUCGUGUUCUUUGACAUUCUUCUAUUGGAUGAUGAUAUUUGUCUUAGAGCCCCCCAUCGUCAGAGACGACUACUUCUGCAAGAGGUAGUGCAGAGAAUCUCAGGGCGUGCCGACAUUGCCGAGCAAGAGAUAGUCGACUUUGGCCGGCCAGAUAGCCAAUAUCGGCUCGAAGUUAGUUUUGCCAAAGCCAUCGCACACAGGUGGGAAGGAUACGUGCUGAAGGCUUCCGAUGAGCCCUAUUUUCCAAUCUAUGCAGCGGGGGUGAACAACUCUUUUGGACGGUGGAUCAAGCUCAAGAAAGACUAUAUCCCUGGUCUCGGGGACACCGUUGACCUGGUAUUAAUUGGCGCUUGCUACAAUGCCCAAGAUGGUACUGCUUUGACGUCUCUUAAACAUCUGCGAUGGACACACUUCCUAGUCGGUUGUCUUCUGAACAAAGAUGCCAUGUUGAAAUGCGAGGCCAGGCCCCAUUACCGCGCAGUUGAUGUGGUUAAUCGACACUGCAUGCACUGGAAGCUUUUGGAACUUCUUAAUCAGCUUGGUGAAUUCCAUUCAAGCGAACCGGAAGGAUUCGAGGGAUUCGAAGUUGAAUAUGGACAAGCGGGCCUACCAACAGCGACUGUCAUUUUCAAAAAGCCUUUUGUUGUGGAAAUGAUGGGUAGUGGAUUCGAGAAGCCGUCAGGUGCCCGAUAUUACACUCUUCGAUUUCCACGCAUUCUGAAGAUUCACACCGAGCGGAGCCCUGAGGAUGCUGCAUCUUUUAGGGAACUACAGCUUCUAGCGGAAGACGCUCGGUCCGUGCCUAUUGGCGAGCUCUCGCAGGAAGAAGAGCAGUGGCGCAAGCGGUUGAAGGUUGGAAAUGGGCCGAAAGGGUACAUCGUUCAGAGAUCGCGAAGCCUAUCGACAGAGAGUCAUUCAAGCACCGGUUCCGAUUCCCCUGGUGGCUCUGAUACUUCGAUGGGCGAUCACAAAGAGGGUCUGCAGUCAAUGGCCAUGGAAAAGCCAGCGGAAAAUUCAUUGUCAAAUGCGAAUCCUCAACAGAUUCUUGGUGGCAUUGAGGUCACUCCUGCGGUCUUUGUCGACGAAUCACGAUUGUCUCCAAGGACCUGUGAUAUGCCCUACGACAGCCAGGUUCUGGCGGAGACUCAAAACUCGUCCAAUCGCAGGAGGUUCAGGCAUAAAGAUCCCAGUAUCAACGAUCAAAACAAUGGCCACAUUUCAAAAGAAUCUAUCCAGAUUCCACAGGGGAAUACGUCUCCUGCAAGCUUCUCCGGUCCCCAAGCUGUGCACCGAGAUGAUACGCAAUCAAACGAUAAAUCAGUCAAUCUUCUCCAAACGAAAAGUCCCUCUAGUGUGGAAAGGCUCCAUCAACAAAUCAGUGACCCGAUAUCCCCACUCACAACAAUCCCCGUUUACAUGUCUGGAAGUCCAUUGGAGGGUGAUAUAUCUUCGGAGCCGCAAGAUUCCUCCUCCCUCUCCCUAUUCUUGCAAGCUUUAGGCUGCGAUAAGACAAAAUCACUCUUCAAAUGCUCGAACCCUCGAGCCGCUAGCCAGGGUGCUGUUUUUGGCAUAGCUCUUGUUAACCCCGGCGAAUUACCUCUCGGACAACUGAUUCACAAGAUUGCAAAAGGACUGUCUCGAUCUCUCCAGGAUCGCAAGUCAACUCUACCUGCCAACGGGCGAAUUUACUUCUUGGAUGCUGUCAUCUUGAGAGAGAAUAUCAAGCCCGAAGGUUUUGAGUCCUGCCUGCGUCAGACCUGGAGGGCUCUUGGUAUGAAGUACUACUACGCUUGUCUCCAUUGGAAAAACAACAAGAGCCGUGAUCACGGAAACGCUGGACCAGAGCCCCGACCUGCACAGCAAGGUGGCAAUGGCCAAGACGUCAGUGAUGAACUCUCGCUUUUUGUUAGCUUUGAUGAAGAUGAAAUUCUCGCAUUGGGCGAGUACACUUCUCUGGACGAACUGGCCGAUCCCACGACCCGGUGA